AGGGUUUCAUUUUCAUAAAAAAAAAAAAGGGUAGGGUUUCAUUACUGCCGACCCUUCUUCUUCCCCCCCUCCAAAACCCUAACCACCUCAUAGUCUAUCUCUUCCUAAAAGAAAAAAUCUCUUCCUAAAAAAAAGAUCUCGAUCGCUUUUCGUCAAGUUUGAAACGAAAAGGCUAGUAGGAUCCAUGUAUCAUUGGAGUAUCUUGAAGAAGGUCUGUGACGAUGGUGGAGAAAUCCAAGGGCAUAAAGGAGGAGGUUGUUACCAGGGAUUACACCGUUAACCUCCACAAGUGGUUACAUGGUUGCACCUUCAAGAAGAUGGCCCCCAAGGCCAUAAAGGAAAUCAGGAAGUUGGCCAAGAAAGCGAUGGGGAUUAAGGAUGUGAGGGUGGAUGUGAAACUGAGCAAGCAUGUCUGGAGCAGGGGGAUCCGAAGUGUCCCAAGGAGGGUUAGGGUUCGCAUUGCCAGGAAGAGGAACGAUGAUGAAGAUGCAAAAGAGGAGCUUUACUCUCUUGUUACCGUUGCUGAAAUUCCAGCUGAAGGGCUUAAGGGAUUGGGAACAAAGAUAAUUGAAGAAGGGGAGUAAGCUGCUGUUGAGAUAGGAUAGAGAAUUUAGAGAAUUUCAACCAGACAGGUCUGAAUUUUUUUUUGUUGUUUCAAGACAAAUUCGGAUAUGGCCAGUUCAAAACAAUAUUAUUGGGAUCUUUGGAUUGUAGAAACUACUACUUUAAUGGCUUAGAAUGUUUUUCAAUUCCUCA
Molecule: messenger RNA, 756 nt
Organism: Macadamia integrifolia
Lineage: Eukaryota; Viridiplantae; Streptophyta; Magnoliopsida; Proteales; Proteaceae
Product: 60S ribosomal protein L31-like
Exons: 3
Coding region: 222-584 (120 amino acids)
Biological process (GO): cytoplasmic translation
Cellular component (GO): ribosome; cytosolic large ribosomal subunit
Molecular function (GO): structural constituent of ribosome
Source: RefSeq, a predicted model, not a curated record